AUGGUUGCAAUCGAAUCGGUUGAGGAUAGACUUUCAACUCUUAGAAGCAAGCUCCGUUUGGCGAAGGCAAAGCAUGAUGCGAAUUCGAUAGACUGCAGAAAGCGAGCCUUUUGUGAUGAGGCCAGUGACAAUGGGCUGAAUGACACAACAUUCUUGGAGAUUUUUGCUGGAGAGGCAGGUUUAACUGGUGCAGUGCGAAGGUUGGGCAUUGUUGCGUUGGAAGCUGUUGAUAUACAUGCGUGCAAUUCUAAUGAUUUACAAUUUGACCUUACAAGGAAUGAGCCUUUCAAAAAGCUGAAGAAGCUGAUCAAGACCAAGCGUGUCCGUUGGUUGCAUUUGGCCCCGCCUUGCAAGACAUUCAGUCGUGCCAGAAGACGCGACAGAUGGGCCAAAGUUCGGAAGUUGAGGUCACACGCCAAGCCAGAAGGGUUGGAACCACGUUCGCGACUUGUCAAGGAAGCAAAUCUUUUGGCUUCACGCAGCGCGCAGCUUGCAAAGUUACAGCACAAGGUGAAAGGACACGAACACCCAGCACUUGUAGGACUUGCGGAAGAUUUUGAAGGCAAUGUGGUUUGGAAAACUUCGUUAGCAGCUGAGUAUCCUGAAGGUCUUUGCAACACGCUUGCAGCGGAAUAUCAAAAUUGUUUGCAGAAAUUUGGUGUCAGACAAGCGAUGGAAGAGGUUCUCACAAAGGAAGGUGACAAGCAGAACAGGCCAGACUCUCAAGUGUGGCGGCGCGAAGUUGAAAACGCGGAGUGCAUAGGAGGCAUGAGAAACCCCGCUUUGUCUGUCUUGCGUGUACCAGGGUUGCGUGGUGUUGGUGCAAAUCUAUUUUGGUUUUUGGAUCAGCUGCAAUUUGAAUAUAAGAGUUUAAAUGAGUUGGUCAAGCACGUAGGUGGCAACAAAAACAGCGUUUUGGAGCCGCUAACAAAACAUUUACAGACCGAGUUUGCCAAGUAUAUGUGCAUUCCAUGGCCAGAGCGAAGUUGCGGAUUGUGGGCGGAACUCUUCAUGAAACUGGUCGACCUGGCAGGAGAUCCUGACAGGGAGGCAGCUACCUGGCCAAAGGCCGGAACACCACUUGGAAUCUGCGAGAGGAUACCACCGGGGGGUGUUUUUCCCCAGGUGGACCACAAACAGUUUUUGACAGAACAAAAUAGACUGGAAGCAAUAGCUGGACUGGUAGGGUCGGAAGGCAAUUACAUUUCAUAUGAUGAGAACAGAGCAGAUGCCGAUGAGCUGUUCAUCAAGGAGAUGGAAAAUGGCUACGUUGACUGGUCCACUGAUCAAGGGUCACUGGAAAAGAAAUACGGACCCUUGGUGCAAUCAAGCAUUGGAGUCAUUGUAAAAUACAAGAAGGACGUGAAGAAGGUCCAUUGGUAUGGGCUAGACUGGCGGCUAUGGUAUCGCGCUUUACGCAGUCCAUGUUUGCGCAUGAUCGUUGCAGAUUGCAAGUCUACGUGGACGACCCGUUGA
Cladocopium goreaui is the source of this 1476-nucleotide messenger RNA. The record is from the annotation of a GenBank genome assembly. Lineage: Eukaryota; Dinophyceae; Suessiales; Symbiodiniaceae.